This is a messenger RNA of Condylura cristata (star-nosed mole), 1269 nucleotides long. It is a transcript of the gene MCRIP2, whose product is annotated as family with sequence similarity 195, member A. The record is from RefSeq and is a predicted model, not a curated record. The coding region runs from base 1 to 1269 and encodes 422 amino acids. NCBI's taxonomy places the organism in Eukaryota, Metazoa, Chordata, Mammalia, Eulipotyphla, Talpidae. The transcript is spliced from 6 exons.
AUGCGGUUGCGUCCUGGGCCCUCUGGCUGGACAGUGGCCUUCCCCGCAGGGCAGGGGGCCGGCGGUGGCCGCCGCCAGGUGGCGCCCUGGGACCCCGGGUCCCGCCCUCCUGCCCUCCCGGUGCUGAUGGCCCUGCUGGCCUCCCCGUCCUUGGCCCGGGGGUGGGGGCAGCAGGCCAGCGGCCGCCUUGGAGAGCACCGGCCGUCUCGGCCCGCGUGGCCUGCACUCGGCCUCAGCGUCCAGGCCCGGCGGGAGUGCGUGGCCGCCGCACACGGGGCUCAGCCGGCCGCUGGGGCUCAGACAGUCACCACCCCUCCCCCCAGUCCAGGGCCCAGGCUGGUGUUCAAUCGGGUGAACGGCCGGCGGCCCCCGGCCACGGCCUCAUCCCUCGAGGGGACGCAGGAGACCUACACGCUGGCCCAUGAGGAGAACGUCCGGUUCGUGUCCGAAGCCUGGCGGCAAGUGGAGCAGCAGCUGGACGCUGGCCAGGCCGGCGAGCGCGGGCCCGGGCCGGUGCGGUACGAGGAGAGGACCCCCGACGCCCGGCUGCAGACCGGACCUCAGGGUCUCCUCCGGCCGCGCCCGCUGCGUGACUGCAGGCGCCUCCAGGGCGUCCGGCCGUGGGCCACGGCCAGGCGCCUCCGGACCAGCAGCCUGUGCCUUGACCCCGGGAGCCUCCCCUUGCCCUGCCGGUGGGGACAGGUCCUGGCCUCGCGGCCUGCGGCCGCCCCUGCAGCCAUCACUGGCGGCGGCUGGCCGGGCCUGGGCCCCGCGAAGCGGCCUGCUCCUCACCGCGCCUUCCCGGGGCUCCAGAGCCACAGGAUGCAGGUGGGCACCGGUGCGGUGACCCCGCCGGCCAGAGUCCCCACGGUGGAGGCCUCGGGACAGUCACGCUGGGCCCUGCGGGCCGGCCCGGAGCUGACCCUGGGCCGCAGGCCCCGCCUGCCGCCCCCUCGGCAGUGGACUUCGUCUCGCUCUGCUGGCACCUGUGUUUCACCUUGGAAUUGUCAAGGUCGUAGGAACAACGGCAAGGUCAAGCUGACCGGAGCCAAGGGAGUGGCAGAGGACUGUGCCUCCCGCUGGGCGGGGCUGUCGGCGCAGAGACCCUCUGAGGCCCUGGCCCCCCGGCCCGGCGCGGCCGUCCUGCUGGGCUCCCCUGGCGGGAGCUGGACCGGGGCAGCGCCCAGCGGGGCUCCCUGGCCCCAGCCCACUCCCGGAGGCCAGUCUGUGCUGUGGACGCCUGGAAGGCUCCCGCCGGCUGGCCGCUGA